Messenger RNA from Nomia melanderi (Alkali bee), 2709 nucleotides. It is a transcript of the gene Exd2, whose product is annotated as Exonuclease 3'-5' domain-containing 2. Gene Ontology annotation, cellular component: cytoplasm; nucleus. The record is from RefSeq and is a predicted model, not a curated record. Gene Ontology annotation, molecular function: nucleic acid binding; 3'-5' exonuclease activity. Gene Ontology annotation, biological process: nucleobase-containing compound metabolic process. NCBI's taxonomy places the organism in Eukaryota, Metazoa, Arthropoda, Insecta, Hymenoptera, Halictidae.
AUGUAAUCGACAGAUCUACCAAUGCAUCAGUUUCCACCAGAGCAGACGUGUUAGUGUUAUUCUGGCUAUGAUAUUCUCUAUAAGGCACAUGCAAUUGCCGCUGUUCGGAGUCGCUCAUCACAACCGAAUCCGCUUGUUGUACGGCAGAUUCUUUUACGUCGCCGAUCGUGUAAAAGAUCGCUCUUACAGUAAUUCUAUCUAUUUCCCCACAUUACUGAACCACCUGUCAGUGACGCACUCAAUCGAGUUCUUGUCUUUCAAAUAUAUUCACCAUUACAAACUUUGACACAGUCAUUGCGUCAUUAAAACAGCCAUUCCUUUAUCGGAAUUUGAUAAACCUAUUAACUUAUAAGAAUAACCAUCAGAGCAGAAAUUGUUUUUACAACAAUUAAAGAGACACCGUUUAACCAAGAAACUGAACUACAAUUCGUCAUUCCAGCAGACGAUAUCAGCUGAUAGGAUUAACGCCAUACUUAAUUUUUGAUAUAUUGUUUUAUACGCUUUUGCGUAUGUUACUACGAAUCUUUUUUCAUUAAUACAAGAAACACACAAGCAACUUUAUAUAAUUUAUAUAUUUUAUGUGUUUUUUGACAUUCGUAUAAAAUGUGGUAUAUUCGAGUGACGCGUAAUAAAGUAUUGGUACAAAUAUAAAUAAUUGAAAAAACGAAAUUUUACGAGGUAUACGAUUCUACGACCGGUCCUUUGAUUUUUCAAGUGCACGUAACUGUCUGGAAAAUUUUGAGAAAAACGAAUGAUGUUUUCCAUGAGAAUUUUACACCGAGAGGACUCAACCAAUCAGCAUGAAGAACGUACUAUCGAAUAUCAAGAAUAAAAGCUAUAAAUGGGAAAAUAAGAAGAGAAAAGAUGUUACUAUCACAUUGGAUAAAGUAGUUAUAGCAGAUACUCCAGAGAAAUGUGAUUAUGCCAUUCAACUCAUUAGUCGCAAUGUAUCCAAUGAUGUAUUGGGUUUUGAUUGUGAAUGGGCUAACGAAGGACCUGUUUCUCUAGUCCAACUUGCCACACAUAAUGGAGUAUGCGGUUUAUUUCGCAUUGGUAAAAUUGGAUAUGUUCCCCACAGAUUAAAAGAAUUACUGGCAAGCAAACGUAUUCUUAAAGUUGGAGUUGCUCCAUAUGAAGAUGGACAAAAAAUAAUAGCAGAUUAUGGGUGCAGAGUUUGCGGUACACUUGAUUUAAGAUCACUAGCAGAACACGAAAAUUUACCAAGCCCGAAGAGCUUGGCUGCGAUGGGUUUACAAUAUUUAGGCUUGGAGAUGGAUAAAUUAAUAGAAGUAAGAUGUGGCAACUGGAAUGCUGACAUUCUUACAGACGAACAAGUAGCAUAUGCUGCUUGUGAUGCAAUUGCGUCUGUUCUUAUUUAUGACCAGAUCGUGCAAAGAAUAAAGGAAAAGUACUCUUUAUGGGAAACUUUUGUAAAGUAUAUAAAAUGUAUAUGUAAUAAAAACAUAAAUAUGCAAUUUUAUUGUUUGCCUAAUGGCAUAAUCGAUACGAGGUUCAAUGCUCGCCAAACGCGCUCUAUGGUUAAUUAUAAAAAUACUAAAAACAGUAAUCCUAAUAUAUUUACAAAAAACUUGAAAACAAGUAACCUUAUUAUACAUACCAACAGUAUACCCACAAGAAAUAAACCUCUUUAUCACAAUUGUUAUUUGCAAGCACCAGAUGGAGAAAUAUUAUGUACUUGUGAUCGUAAGAAAGCAGAAUGGUACAUUACUAAAGGGUUGGGAGAUGUAAUUGAACAGGAACCAUUUACUGUAAGAUUAAAAUUUGAACCAUCUGGACGUGCUUUCGGAAAAGUUGGGCAGUACUAUACACAAGUUAAGAUUAAUCAAUGUGUAGUGUGUGGAACUUUAGAAAAAUUUAUGAGAAAAAAUGUAGUACCUAGAGAGUAUCGCAAAUAUUUUCCAUUGGUGAUGAAGGCACAUCAGUCACAUGAUAUUUUAUUAUUAUGUCCAACAUGCCACGAAGUUAGUAAUUAUCAUGAUCUGCAGCUCAAAAGAAAGCUGGCAGACAUGUGCGAUGCUCCUCUGGCUGAUCCAUUAACACACUCACGCAAUAAAUAUGUAAAUAAUUGGAGGAAACUGCGUUCAGCUAUUAAAGCAUUAAAAGAAGGAACAACAUUACCCGACGUACGGCGGAAAGAAUUGGAACAUUAUAUACUGGAAUGUACAGGUCAUGAACAAGUUACUCCACUUCUUCUUGAUCUUUUGAAUCAAGAAUUAAAAAAUGAUUUGGUUUCAAUCUCUAACUGUAACCAAACUAAAUGUGAUCCUCACGGCUUGAAGGUGGUUCAGUAUUUUGAAAAAAGAGAAGGUGGAUUGGUAGAAUUGGAACGUAUGUGGAGGGAACAUUUUCUUUUAUCUAUGGAACCGAAGUAUUUGCCAAAUUUAUGGUCUGUUUGCCACAAUCAGGAAAGAUUAACUAUUCGUCAAUUGCAAAAUAGAAUCGAACCAGAUGAUGCAAAGAUAGCAGGCUUGAAGAAUUGAAUUUCGAGUAUUAUAUAUUAAAAAGAACUCGUAUAAGAGCGAGUACAAAAGACUGUCACAUGAACCAAUGUGUCUCUUAAGAAUAUAUAUUUAUGUACAUAUAUAUAUAUAUAUUCACACACAUAUAUAUAUAUAUAUUAUUUAUAUACAUACAGUCAAGUAUACAGCUCCGUAAUGCUUUCUCAUUCAUCACUACUUAAAAAUAAUA